AUGGAUCCUAAUCAUUUUCAUUAUCAACAAGCUAUGUUCAAUUACAUGUCAAAUUAUCAAAAUCCUAAUCCUCAAAAUUCUCAAUUUCCAUCUGUGCCAACAAACCCCGCCAUAUUUUUUCCGGAAACACCGAUUGGGUUUAUGUCCGGAUGUCAAGUUCCACCAGUUUCUACUCCAGUUGGUACUGAAAAAGAAGAAAGGGUUGUCGUUAAAAAAAAAUCUCGAGAGCAAUUUACAAGGGAUGAAGAUAUAUUGCUUAUCCAAUCAUGGCUCAAUGUUUCAAAGGAUCCAAUUGAUGAAGGUACAACAUUCAAUCUUGAGUAUGUAUGGCGAUUGUUAAAAGAUGAACCUAAAUGGAUGGGAGAAUCGAUUGGAAAUUCUUCAAAAAUUACAAAGAGCUCUGCUAGUGGGGCAUCAUCGGAUAACCCAAAUACACCUUCAAGUUAUGAGUUUAACUCAUCAUCACCAAUGGAGCGUCCAAUGGGACAAAAAGCAGCAAAAAGGAAGGGUAAGGCAAAGGAAAUUCCAAAUGCAAUGCAAGAUGCAAGGAUUAAAAGAGCAGCAGCAAUGGAAAGACUAGCUCAAUGUAAGGAGGACGAGCUAGAACUAAAGGCGAUGAAUAUCAUCAUGAAAGACACUUCUACUAUGAAUGAUAAUCAACGAGAUAUUCAUGAAAAAUAUUGUAAUAAGAUGAAGAAAAAAUAUGGAAUGUAG
This is a messenger RNA of Vicia faba (fava bean), 714 nucleotides long. The record is from the annotation of a GenBank genome assembly. NCBI's taxonomy places the organism in Eukaryota, Viridiplantae, Streptophyta, Magnoliopsida, Fabales, Fabaceae.